This is a messenger RNA of Papilio machaon (common yellow swallowtail), 2801 nucleotides long. RefSeq names its product oxysterol-binding protein-related protein 9. NCBI's taxonomy places the organism in Eukaryota, Metazoa, Arthropoda, Insecta, Lepidoptera, Papilionidae. Gene Ontology annotation, cellular component: cytosol; intracellular membrane-bounded organelle; membrane. The transcript has 16 exons. The record is from RefSeq and is a predicted model, not a curated record. The coding region runs from base 87 to 2213 and encodes 708 amino acids. Gene Ontology annotation, molecular function: sterol binding.
UUUAUGGCAUUGUGUUGCUGCCGCAGUUAAUAUUUGCUGUGAUUAUUUUUAAUGUUUUUUGAUAAUUGUUUUUAAGUUAUACAAUCAUGAUGGAAGGUUCACUAAGUAAAUGGACAAAUGUUAUGAAAGGAUGGCAGUACCGAUGGUUUGUUUUGGACGAGAAUGCUGGGCUCCUGUCUUAUUACACGUCGAAAGAAAAGAUGACACGCGGUGUGAGAAGAGGCUGCGUUCGGUUGCGGGCGGCUGUCAUAGGCAUUGAUGAUGAAGACGACUCCACGUUCACCAUCACAGUUGAUCACAAGACGUUUCACUUUCAGGCGCGUGAUGGAAGUGAACGCGAGCGUUGGGUGCGUGCAUUAGAGGAGACGAUCGCACGACAUGGACGACGCGAGCGUUGGGCGCGCUGUGUUCCCGCACCAGCUCGCCGUCAUGACGACCUAGAGCGACGGGUAGCUGAAGCGGAUGCCUACCUACAAAUCAUGAUUGAACUAGUCACGAAAAUGGGCAUUCGCGUAUCGGAACUCGCGGAUCCACAAGAAAAGAGCAAGGGUCAAGUAAUUUUAGAUCACUCCAACGCAAUGUUGGACAAUAUUAAACAUUCCAUAGUACUUCUUCAAAUAGCUAAGAAUACGGUGAAUCCUGUGAACGGAGUCUACCAAGGACCAACAAAUACAUCUCAAAUGCAUAUCAAAGAAGGUGAGGACUUGUCUCCUCGCGUGGAGCUUGGCGCAGAGUGUCGUGAGCUGACGACACCCUCGCUACCUUUGACACCCCUUGAACAUAUUGAUGCACCCAGACAAGCGAUGUCCCUCCUAGUUCCUGACACAUCGUACUCCUCAUCCGAAGGUGAAGAUGACUUUUAUGAUGCUGAUGAUGAACCUGCAGAACUUAUACAGCCAGCUACAAGCGUGACGCGUAGCUGCCAGGCAGAGGGCGCGGCGGAGCAGGAGACGCCGUCCGCCCCACCCGCCGCAGAUCUGCCGCGCACCAAUGAUGGAGAAAUCGACUACGAUGCGCUGUACGAAGACGAGUCGGACAGUGACCUGGGCUCGAUGGAGAACCACGGCUCCGUCGUGACGCACCUCCUCUCGCAGGUCAAGAUCGGCAUGGACCUCACCAAGGUGGUCCUUCCUACAUUUAUAUUGGAACGGAGAUCGCUACUCGAGAUGUAUGCGGACUCGUUUGCGCAUCCAGAUCAGUUUGUCAAAAUAGUGGACAUGCCUACACCCAAAGAGCGGAUGGUACAAGUGGUGCGAUGGUAUCUCAGCUCGUACCACGCUGGUCGCAAGUCUCAAGUCGCCAAGAAGCCGUACAAUCCAGUGCUGGGUGAGGUCUUCCGCUGCCAUUGGGAUCUCGAUGGAGCUAAUGAUUCACACAACUCCUCUACUGAGAAGCUAGAAGUAGGCGAUGGUCCCGUCCCCUGGUGCUCUCCGGAGCAGCUCUCGUUUGUAGCCGAGCAGGUGUCUCAUCACCCACCGAUCAGUGCGUUCUACGCGGAGCACGUCAACAAGCGGAUACAGUUCGAUGCCUGGGUGUGGACCAAGAGCAAGUUUCUAGGUCUCUCUAUCGGUGUCCACAAUAUCGGACGUGGUGUUGUCACGCUGCUGGAUCAUGGGGAGGAGUAUACUGUCACCUUCCCUAAUGGAUAUGGACGAUCAAUCCUAACAGUACCUUGGAUAGAGUUAGGUGGAUCUGUAUGCAUUGAAUGUCCACAAACAGGACACAAGGCUAAUAUCGAGUUCCUUACAAAGCCUUUCUACGGUGGCAAGAAGCAUCGCGUCACUUGCGAAGUGUUCGCUGUCAAUGAAAAGAAACCAUAUUACACUGCACAAGGAGAGUGGAAUACCAGGAUGGAUGGACGUUGGACUGAAUCUGGGCGUACGGAAGUAGUAUUUGAGGUGUCUAGUAUGAAGGCGCGACGCAAACGCGUGUCGCCGGUGUCGCGGCAAAUGGCGCACGAGUCUCGUCGUGUGUGGCGACAUGUGACAGCGGCAUUGCGCGCCGCAGAUACUGACGCAGCCACUGCAGCCAAGCGACGUCUGGAGCAGACGCAGCGAGACCAAGCCAAAGUGCGCCAUGACACCGGCGACAAGUGGAUCACACAGUUGUUCAGUCCAAAAGACGAAGGUUGGGAAUACAACACUCCGCUCAGCAAACGUCUCGAGUCCGUCAACGGUACGCCGCAACGCAAACCUAACACUGACACCAGAUAAUGGAACAAUCAACUCUAUGUCAUUGAGAAUAAGGUAGAAUUUACUACGUCAUAGAUUUAACUUAUUGUAUAGUCUAUUAUAAUUGACGCACCAACGCUUACGAACCUCUGCCGUUGAUUGUAUGGACUUUGAUACUCUUUGCUUGAAUACGCUCAUUUAAUAUUCACACAUAUGUUUUUUUUUUUUUAUCAAAACCUUUUACCAUAAGCUUUUGAAUCAAAAGCUUGGAAAUACAACCUUAAUUAUUGUUCUAAGUAGGUUAUAUUUGUUUUAAAUACGGAAAAUGGUUAAAUGUUCAUAACUUUUCGGGCGGGAAAAAUGACAUUACCCAUUGACAGCUGUCAUCGCAUACGUUCCGUUUCACGUAUGAAUUUUGAUUUUAUUUAAUUUCUCAAAAUAAAUGAGCAUACUCAAUCAUCUAGCGACGCUAUAAAAUAGUUGUCGCGCUCUUAUAAAUGUACUUUAGGUGAAUUCCACUCUUAAUAAUAUAGUAAUAAAUGUCUAAAUUGCGUUUACUUGUGUAAAAAUUAUGAUUCACAUAAGAAUUGAUUAUUUAUAUUCCGUUUGACAUUGGCCUAUUGUAAAUUA